CACAUCAAGAGCUGCUCCACCUAACGGGAAGCAACGACGGCAGCUUAAUCUUUCAUUGGGAAAAAAGGGUGAAAGGCGAGACGAAAACGUAAAUAUUUGUCUUCGCCUCCAGCCAACAUGAUCCACAGCCUGUUCCUGGUCAACGCCUCGGGGGACAUUUUCCUGGAGAAGCACUGGAAGAGCGUAGUCAGCCGAUCUGUGUGUGACUACUUCUUUGAGGCCCAGGAACGUGCCACUGAGCCAGAGAAUGUCCCACCAGUAAUUCCCACACCACAUCACUACCUUAUCAGUGUGCUUAGGCAUCGCAUCUACUUUGUUGCAGUCAUCCAGAGUGAGGUGCCACCGCUGUUCGUCAUCGAGUUUCUGCACAGAGUCGUUGACACCUUCCAGGACUAUUUUGGAGUGUGUACAGAGGCUGCUAUUAAGGAUAAUGUGGUAGUGGUCUAUGAACUACUGGAGGAGAUGCUGGAUAAUGGAUUUCCACUUGCCACAGAGUCCAACAUCCUCAAAGAGCUCAUUAAGCCUCCCACCAUCCUCCGCACGAUGGUCAACACCAUCACAGGCAGCACCAAUGUUGGUGAACAGCUCCCUACAGGCCAGCUGUCAGUGGUGCCAUGGAGACGCACCGGAGUCAAAUACACCAACAAUGAGGCCUAUUUUGACGUGGUGGAGGAGAUUGAUGCUAUCAUUGAUAAAUCAGGCUCCACUAUCACAGCAGAAAUUCAGGGAGUUAUUGACGCCUGUGUGAAACUGACAGGCAUGCCUGACCUCACUCUGUCAUUUAUGAAUCCUCGGCUGCUGGAUGAUGUCAGCUUCCACCCAUGUGUUAGGUUCAAGCGCUGGGAAGCUGAGCGGAUCCUAUCCUUCAUCCCACCCGAUGGAAACUUCCGGUUGCUCUCAUACCACGUUAGCUCUCAGAACCUGGUGGCUAUCCCAGUGUACGUCAAACACAACAUCACCUUCCGAGAGGGAAGCUCCCAGGGACGUUUUGACUUGACUUUGGGACCCAAACAGACCAUGGGAAAGGCUGUGGAGUCAGUCCUAGUCAGCAGUCAGCUGCCCCGGGGCGUCCUGAACGCAAACCUCAACCCCUCCCAGGGAACAUACACCUUUGAUCCAGUCACAAAGAUGUUGUCAUGGGAUGUUGGCAAGAUCAACCCACAGAAGCUUCCCAGCCUUAAAGGCACCAUGAGCCUGCAGGCCGGGGCCUCCAAACCGGAUGAGAACCCCACCAUCAACAUCCAGCUCAAGAUCCAACAGAUGGCCAUCUCAGGGCUGAAGGUGAAUCGACUGGACAUGUACGGUGAGAAAUAUAAACCGUUUAAAGGCAUCAAAUACAUGACGAAGGCUGGCAAGUUCCAGGUGCGGACAUAAAGACUACUGCUCUGUGACCACUGGACCAAACCACCAUGAGACUGAGGGGUGAUGUGAUGGGGUGAAGGGGAGUUGGUACAUUCCCUGUGUAUAUGCAUUUCAGGAUUUAACAAAUUGGAGGCUUCAUGUAGCAGUUAAGAAUGGACCAUCGCACAUAGAAACCUCUGUUGAAGUAAAAGCGUCAAAGGAAUCAAAUAUUUGCAUCUCUGUCCAAGCUGAACCCGGGGCUGAACCUUACUCAUCCCAAUAUAUAUUUCUUUUUUGUAAACAGCAUUUUUCACUGAUCUUUUAAAUCAUGAGCCCAAACCAAUCCCAAGCAAGAUUGUGUUAAUACAGGCUUCAUCAACAUGUCAAGCUCUAACAAACAAACAGCAGGCCACUAUCUGAUGCUGUACUGUCUCAGCUGGAGGUAUGAGGUUUGAAAGGGGUCUGACCUCCACCUUUCCAUACAGUAUUUCAUUGUCAUGGCAUGUUUGUCUGGAUAGAUCUGUCGCUAUUGACUGUUUUCACACUCCAGAGAAGAUAUAUUGGAUAAUGGACCAAAGUAUAUCAAAAUACAACUUCCUCUAUAAUAAAUUGAGAUAACGUGAGCUGUAAAGUAUGGCAGAAAUCUAAUGUUCUCCUAAGUCAAAUGACAUUUGUAAGAUGAAGUGAACAGUGAACUGAGUUGAGAAACUAGUGGCAGUUAAUUGUGUGGAUAUGCUGUAACAGCUCAUACUGUAUUUUUUUUUUUGCUAUAAAUCAGUAGAACACUUAAGCGUUUGAUCUACAAAACCUAAAUUAAAGCUAAAAUUAUCUUUUUAGAACAUGAUCCUCAAUGUGUUUCUUUUUAUUAUUCCUUGUCGCAACCUUCCGAAGAAAUAUAAUCACUGUAUUUUUUUAUUGCCCUUCUUCCUCUACUGUCCAGUUUUUCGGAUUCCUUUUCCAUCUGUUUGCUUUCCUGUUUGUUCUGCUCUCGUGCUCUUCUUCUCCUCGUCGCAAUAAUUUUGUGAUUAUGUCUGCAGCACUGGAGUCAGGACACUGACAUAUGAGAAUGUGACACUGGAGCUGUCCUCAAUCAUGCACUUUCACUCGUGCUAGUACUAACAUUUCCUUUCAAUGCAAGCAAGAUGGAUGUAGAAUGACUUUAGCUGUUGGAGCUAUUUAUUACUAAGGUUUGGGCGAUAUUUCAGGUACCUGUUCACCUGUUUUAUUCUACUUUAUUAUUUAUUAAACAACACAAAUGAUCCUUUUGCUGGAGUAAUGUAAGCCUUGUGUAUAUUGUUUCCCAUUUCUGCAUUCUGUCUUUAAAUUCUUUUCAAAAGCUUUAACUCUAUAGGAGCUGUCAUUUAACCAUAUUUUGACCAAACGGUAUCAGUUUUUCUUCCCAACAUUGAGAAACACAUGGCCAAGAAAAUAUUUUUAUCUUGUCAAAUUGGUGCUUAACACUAUGGUCCAAAUGAUAUAAUAAACAUGUUCUCAGUAAAUCACAACCCACAAUAAGCAGAACAUGUAAACUAUGGUAAAAUGGCCAGUAACUCAGACGAAAUGUUGAAGGUUUGCAUUUUGUGUUUACAGCACUUGUUUGUGUGUUUGUUAAACAGCCUCCAAUGGAGUGUUACAAUGGUGUAAAAAUAAAGAUUUGAUGUGUUAUAACACUCA
This is a messenger RNA of Centropristis striata (black sea bass), 3015 nucleotides long. It is a transcript of the gene ap3m2, whose product is annotated as adaptor related protein complex 3 subunit mu 2. Bases 118 to 1374 code for a protein of 418 amino acids. The record is from RefSeq and is a predicted model, not a curated record. Gene Ontology annotation, cellular component: cytoplasmic vesicle; clathrin adaptor complex. NCBI's taxonomy places the organism in Eukaryota, Metazoa, Chordata, Actinopteri, Perciformes, Serranidae. The transcript has 9 exons. Gene Ontology annotation, biological process: endocytosis; intracellular protein transport.